AUGGAAGACGAAGCCGGUGAGUGUGUGGAACACGAUGAUUGUGACAGCAUGUCAUCGUGCUCAGACAUGGACAUCGUGAACGAUGUGCAGCCAGAGGCCAUCGAAGCUGAUGAGGAGAUACGCCUCCACAUAAUGGGGCUUUCAAGCUACUUCACAUCAGUUGUGGAGACGAACUGGGCAUCCAAAAUCUCGCAAUUGCCUACGAGAUACUUGCCUCCAGGAUCGAUCCGAUUGCUCUAUUUCCAAUUCUGUGUGCGGGACGGUUCCCGGUUUCAAGCUCCAUCAACCCAUGGACAAUGUGAUGAGUGUGCGAAUUACAAGGAGUCCUUUGGCAAAACUGGAGGUGAAGGAGACCAGCAUCGCUUUGAGAUCGCCCGUGCUUACAAGGAGCAUGUCACAGCUGUGGGGCGUGACCGCGAGCUGGAGAAAUUCCUGCAGGCCCAAAGGCCACUGGAACAAGGUUCAUGCCUUGCAAUCCAUUGGGAGCCUUGGGAUUUGAGUUGGGUGUGGUUUGGAUGCUUGUUGCGACAGGUUAUUUUCGAUACCUGCAACGUAUAG
This is a messenger RNA of Cladocopium goreaui, 558 nucleotides long. NCBI's taxonomy places the organism in Eukaryota, Dinophyceae, Suessiales, Symbiodiniaceae. The record is from the annotation of a GenBank genome assembly.